GUUCACGUCAAAGAUUCGGCUCUAUGAGCCAUUUCGUUCGCGACCGACACAUCACUAUUCUGAAGCAGUGUGUUGAUCUUUUUGGCACACGCACCGGAGCGUCAGCUUCAAGCGGACCAUCACUACCUCUCACGUCUAAAGCAGGAGGAGAAGAGUCUGACGGAGCAGCAGAGGAACAUUUUCAGCUACUUGGACUCAGCUCAGCCACUACAGAGAAAACAAUGAGCUCAACACAGAAGGACCAACAUGGACCAAGAAGUCAGCGCUCUCAGGAGGCCGACAAACCUCACAGAAGAAAGAGAGAGAAAACAUACAGCUGUGACGAGUGUGGGAAGGAUUUUACUGUGAAGGCUAAACUAAAACAGCAUCAGGUCAUCCACACUGUAGAGAGACCGUUCAGCUGUGACUUGUGUGGAAAGUCUUUUUCCAGGAAGGAUUCCCUAAAACAACACCAACUCAUCCACAGUGGAGUUAAAGCGUACAGCUGUGACGAGUGUGGCAGAGCUUUUACUCACAGUAGCAGCUUACAGAGUCAUCUAGUUACCCACUCUGGAAUUAAGGCAUACAGCUGUGACGAGUGUGGAAAGUCUUUUUCCAGGAAGGGUCACCUAAAACAACACCAACUCAUCCACAGUGGAGUUAAACCAUACAGCUGUGAUGAGUGUGGCAGAGCUUUUACUUGCAGUAGCAGCUUACAGAGUCAUCUAGUUACCCACUCUGGAAUUAAGGCAUACAGCUGUGACGAGUGUGGAAAGUCUUUUUCCAGGAAGGGUCACCUAAAACAACACCAACUCAUCCACAGUGGAGUUAAAGCGUACAGCUGUGAUCAGUGUGGCAGAGCUUUUACUCACAGUAGCAGCUUACAGAGGCAUCUAGUUACCCACUCUGGAAUUAAGGCAUACAGCUGUGACGAGUGUGGGAAGGAGUUUACUGAGAAGGCUAACCUAAAACUUCAUCAGGUCAUCCACACUGGAGAGAGACCGUUCAGCUGUGACUUGUGUGGAAAGUCUUUUUCCUUGAAGAGUUACCUAAAAAAACACCAACUCAUCCACAGUGGAGUUAAAGCGUACAGCUGUGAUCAGUGUGGCAGAGCUUUUACUCACAGUAGCAACUUAAAGAAUCAUUUACUUACCCACUCUGGAAUUAAGGCAUACAGCUGUGACGAGUGUGGGAAGGAGUUUACUGAGAAGGCUAAACUAAAACUUCAUCAGGUCAUCCACACUGGAGAGAGACCGUUCAGCUGUGAUCAGUGUGGAAAGUCUUUUUCCAGGAAGGAUUCCCUAAAACAACACCAACUCAUCCACAGUGGAGUUAAAGCGUACAGCUGUGAUCAGUGUGGCAAAGCUUUUACUCACAGUGGCAGCUUACAGAGUCAUCUAGUUACCCACUCUGGAAUUAAGGCAUACAGCUGUGACGAGUGUGGGAAGGAUUUUGCUAUGAAGGCUAAACUAAAACUUCAUCAGGUCAUCCACACUGGAAAGAGACCGUUCAGCUGUGACUUGUGUGGAAAGUCUUUUUCCUGGAAGGAUUCCCUAAAACUACACCAACUCAUCCACAGUGGAGUUAAACCGUACAGCUGUGAUCAGUGUGGCAGAGCUUUUACUCACAGUAGCAGCUUACAGAGUCAUUUACUUACCCACUCUGGAAUUAAGGCAUACAGCUGUGACGAGUGUGGGAAGGAGUUUACUGAGAAGGCUAAACUAAAACUUCAUCAGGUCGUCCACACUGGAGAGAGACCGUUCAGCUGUGACUUGUGUGGAAAGUCUUUUUCCUGGAAGGAUUCCCUAAAAAAACACCAACUCAUCCACAGUGGAGUUAAAGCGUACAGCUGUGAUCAGUGUGGAAAAACUUUCAGCCAG
This is a messenger RNA of Pelmatolapia mariae (spotted tilapia), 1859 nucleotides long. Its product is annotated as zinc finger protein 883-like. Gene Ontology annotation, molecular function: RNA polymerase II cis-regulatory region sequence-specific DNA binding; DNA-binding transcription factor activity, RNA polymerase II-specific. The annotation marks the transcript as partial. Lineage: Eukaryota; Metazoa; Chordata; Actinopteri; Cichliformes; Cichlidae. Gene Ontology annotation, biological process: regulation of DNA-templated transcription. The transcript has 3 exons. The record is from RefSeq and is a predicted model, not a curated record.